AUGUUGCAGCUUAUUGACGAAACGAUGAAAUCAGUUAUGGAAGCCGCCUGCUCAUUUGAAUCGGAUAGAGUGACAGUGAUAGACAACUCAGGACAAGUACAUACUGUAGAGCGAGAGGGCUUUGAGUCGGAUGAGACAGAAGAGGAAAGCGAAAGCGAUUACUCUGACAGUGGUUUAGUUCUAGAAGUUGGCGACAUGGCCCGUGCACAUUGGAUUCAGCUGCAUAAACUUAACAAACAGGCGCUUGUUGUACAAAACACAUUUGUUUACAUACUAGAGAAGUACAAACAUAUUCGACCGGUUUGGCAAUUUGGAAUGAAAAUCAACGACACCACGCCGGAUUGGAAGCUCCUCAUAUAUGAUGACUUCUACUUCAAACACCAUUGCGCCUCUGUACAAUCGGCGAUAACGAUGAUCAUGGAAAAUAUGGACGAUCGCGAAUCAUUACAAAAGCUAUUACAUGAAAUGGGAGCACAUCAUUUCUUCUACGAAGCGUGUGAACCGCAUUUAGAUAUAUUUAUCGAAGCAUUGAUGACAACGAUGAAAAAUCAUCUUGUAGGUCCUAGCAAAAUGGAUGAAGAUACGGAACAAUCAUGGAGAUUGCUACUCAACGACGUGAAAAAAUUCAUGUGUGAAGGAAUAUCAUAUCAAAGGAAUAUCUAUUUGAAACAAUGCACAACACCAUUCGAGAUUGCUGAAAUACGGAAAAAGUGGGAGAAAAUUGUAGAAUAUGGAUUGGCCGAGGCUGGAGUGAUAUUCUGUGACAAAGCACUACGGAGUUAUUCCAAACUCAUCGAUGCACACAAUAUACCAUUGGUAUUGCCAAUACAGAAAACUAGUUUGGUCUAUGAUCAAUUUGCUGAACAGACAAUGAAAGCGUUUGACACAACAAUCAAGUCUUAUUUGGAAACAACGGGUUUUUGGGAACUUCCGGCAAAAGUCAAAGAUUUUGUCGUAAAAUGUAUGGUAUUGGAAAUAUGUCCAACAUUUGCAAGACGAGCGAUGACAGAAGGAAUGUUUGCCAUGCUCUCGCAUAUACUAGGAGAUGAGGAAAUGAAUGAAAGCUCCAUGAGAACAUGGAGCAAGGUCUAUCGGGCGCUAGAGCAGGUAGGUCUUGACUAG
Messenger RNA from Cylicocyclus nassatus, 1122 nucleotides. NCBI's taxonomy places the organism in Eukaryota, Metazoa, Nematoda, Chromadorea, Rhabditida, Strongylidae. The record is from the annotation of a GenBank genome assembly.